GCGCGAGGUGACGUAUACAUAUAUCCAUGGUUGGUCUGGCAUCGGAGGGGCACGCUUCAGUAUCCCUUGCGCACGCUUCUCUGCCGAGCACCGCUCAACCCCCUCAAGCAUUCCUAUGCCUUUCACGAGCGUAAGCGACAAGGUCCUCCCCUGACGCGAAAGCGCGUUAACGACGCGACCUGGCUGGAUUCCAGCAAUCCAAGGAAAAGAUGGCUGUAUCGGAGCGAAUGUCUUCAUCCUCGCGGCUCCCUUCUAACCUGGCGAUCACCUUCUUAUGCGACUGUGCGCAUUGACGCAACUGUUGUUUACGAAGAUCGACUGCAUUUUCGGCGGGCAUGCUUUGCUAAACAUACACAAGAGACACCAUCAUGCAGUUGGUGGCCAUUCUUUGCCUCCUGGCAACUGCGGUCGCGACAUCGCCCGAAAUCAACUUCCCUCUCUACCUACAACUACCACCCGUCGCGCGGGUCGGAAAAGCGUACAAUUUCCAGUUUGCCGCUACCACCUUCCAGCCAAACCCAGACCAGCUCGUGUACUCGAUAGCGGGUGGUCCAUCAUGGCUCCACAUUCAUAGCGAGAACCGGACGCUUUGGGGCACUCCAGAGGCGAAAGAUGCCGGGACGGCGACAUUCACAAUCGUUGCAGCUGGUGAAGCUGGAUCAGUGGCCAAUCUGGACACGCGGUUGCCUGUUAAAAAAGAUGAUGGGCCCAAAGCGAGUGGGAGUAUUUUGCAAGCGCUCUCUAAGCUAGGUCAGCUGUCAGGACCACGUAAUAUCACCCUCCUUCCUUCGAAGUCUUUUGAUUUCGUCCUGGAUCAAGAUGUGUUCGAGUCGGAUGGUAAGAAGCUAUCUUACUAUGCCACCCUUGCCGACCAUACCCCGCUGCCUUCUUGGAUUAGCUUCGAUGCCAAAGAGUUGCGCUUUACAGGAACGACACCUUCGACAAGUAGCCCACAGAACUUCGACAUUCUUCUUGUCGUUUCUGAUACACCUGGUUUCGCGGACGCUUCAACACCAUUCACUCUGGUUAUCAACAACCAUCUGCUGCUGUUCAGGCCAGUAGCGCAGACCGUGAACGUCACAAAGGGGCAAGACGUGGAUUUAAAAGGGCUCAAGAGCAUGUUGUAUCUGGACGAUGCCCCAAUUCGCGACGACGAUAUUCAGUCCGCUAGCGCCGAUUUACCGAAAUGGUUGUCUUUCGAUAACCACUCCUUCGAGAUCAGUGGAACUCCGCCUUCAGGUCUUAUGUCUCAAGACAUUUCUGUCACCGUGCAAGGCAAAUCGGGGGUCUCAGCAGAGCAGAUAAUUCAUCUAGCAUUCACUUCUGAACUGUUCAUUGGAGAGAUUGGCCACUUGAACAUUACUCCUGGUGUCUAUUUCGACCAGCAAGUACCGAGAUCUAUCUUAUCAUCUGAUAAUGAGACCGUUUCUAUGGACUUUGGCAGACUCAACAAGUGGUUGAGAUUCGAUGCAGAUAACCUGAUCGUAUCGGGCAUUCUACCAGAAACCACCGUAGCUGGUACCGUGGAGGGCUCCUUAAUUGCGACGUCUUCCGACGGCAAGACGAAGGAUACACAAACCUUCCAGAUUGAAGUAGUGGCGACCGAAGCCAACAAUCCCAACAAAUCUUUGAACUCGGACACCAAAGACAACAAACCUGCCACAGACACAGACGCAGACGACGGGUCUUCGAAGAAAAGAACUGGCAUAAUAGUUGGUGCCGUCUUAUCGUCAUUGUUCGCCGCGGCUAUACUCGUUCUUCUCUUCCUGUCUUUCUGCCGCCGACGAAAGAACAACCAGCCGGGUUAUAUCAACCCUGGCGCCCCUAGAAGUCCGACCAAGAAGGAUAUUUCGCGCCCAAUUCCUAUUGCUGGAGUGGGAGAAAUCGAAAGAGCAGAAUAUGACGAUCUUGAGAAAGGGAAACUAGACGGCUCACCUCCUCGAUUUCUUGAGCGUCCGCCUCAGCUGCACCUCCUUCCGCUGCCCUUGGUCAGGAGGGGUGUGUAUGCUCACUCCCGCGAGACAUCCUUGAACGACCGGGACGAUAACCUUGUCACGAAACUACACGAAUCUUUCAACUUCAAGGCCGAGAACGAACCUAUCCACCAUCCCGCCGAUUCAAUGAAGAUACCGACUGACAUACUACGACGGAAGUCAGCAGGCUCACCUGAUCUACAGCGAAAAGGCACACAUGAUGCUUCUCAGGAUAAGCAUAAGAAGAAACGGCGUAGCUCUGGAAAGCGACGCUCGACACGCCAAAGUCAUGCACAAUCAGCAUCUCGAGGCACUAAUGCUUCGGCCGCACAGCGAACUAUGAGUUCAAGUUCGCAUACCACCGCAUUGUCUACCGUCCCGUCUGCAUUUCCUCAGCCCUCGAAAGCCCGUCGUACCACGCAGUUCACGACCCCCCAUGAGAAGCGCCAGAGCAUACGACCCGUCGUACCGUCCCCAUACGAGAGCCCUGAGCGCGUCGAGCGCCUGCUCGACCGCCGCACCAUCGAUGAAAAGCGCCACAGCUACAUUCGAAAACGCGCUUCGGCCCAGCAGUCGCCGCUCUUCGCGGGGUCUCGCGUCUCUUCGUCAAACUACAACACUCCACCUGGCUUUAUAGCUGACCCGGGUAUGGCCAACAAGUCUCCCCUGAAGCCGAUUUCUCCUAAUAUAGUCAAGCCGAGUGACACGGUUCGCGGGUCGGACAACGAUCUACCCGCAAGCCUCCGCAUCCGAAAGCCAGCUGACACGCCGUCGCCUGCGACGACCCACUUCGAUCUCUCCAAGAGUCUGAGGAAGAACAGACCCACGCACGGAUUCGGAAGGAGACACACGGACGCGCCCUCCUCGUCGAAGAGCAGCGAUGCGGAUGAGCCGCCGCCACGGUCUGCGCUGCGUCCUGGAACAGCGGUAUAUCAGCCCACAGGUAUGAACAGUCAGUCCUCAGCUCAGGCGAGUCUACGCGGUCCGAUGAUACGAGAUACUUUAAACAAGACAUUGGGCGAGCAAGUCUUCAAGGACGCCGAGCUGAGCGAGAGCAACUACUCCAGCGAGGAAGAAGACAUAGCAGACGCGGAGCACCGGCACACGCUCAAGCCCAGUAACUCGGUCAGAAAUUGGAUUGGUCCACUGAAGAUCGACAAGAUCGAGGAGAAAGGCGAACGCGACACCAAGCGGGACAGCAGGUGCAGCAGCAAGAGAAACAGCAAGCGCAACAGCACCAACACCAGCAAGGCCCUCAAGCGCGCCUCCGAACGCGAUCCCACGCCCUUCUACCGUCCCGAUCCCCUCGAGCAUGGGGGGAAAGAAAACCUCAGCGCAUCCCUGUAUACCCUGGCCGACAACAGUCCCGCGAAGCUCCCCCCAGCGGAAGAACAACUCACACAGAACCAGAGCAGGACGUCCACCUCCCCGAUCCGCCCCAGAGCCUCUACCGGCCACCAGACUUAUUCGCACCGUCCUAAAGUUCGCUCCCGCAACUUCUCCCGCACAAUCACCCGCUCACCCUCAGUUCGCACCAGCACUGCAUCUGCGCACGCUAUGCCGCGCGUCCCCUCGCCUGAUCAAAGACACUCCCGGAAAUCGCUGCACUCCCGCUCCCGCUCGCGAGGCGGCGUACAGCGCCCCAAGAUGCACUCCCGCAGCCGCACCCAGUCUGGCGCGUACCCGCGCUGGGCCGACAUCCGGGCGUCUCUCGCCGCCUCGGAGCGCUCGCACAGCAGCAGUGGCGCCGGGAUAGGGGCGCCGCGGGCGCGCCGCAGCACGGUGGAGUCGUCUGCUACGGAGCGGGACGGCGCGGGCAAUGUAGUCGGGUACGGGGAGGACGAGGCGCCCGUGGUGGAGGAGCUGCGGCGAGAGAGCAUCGGGGUGGGUACAUCGGCGCGGAACUCGCGGCUUGUACACUUGCACUCUUCCCCGUUCUACCAUGCGAAGCGCGAUCGCGACACGGCUGUGCUUGCGCCGUCGACGCCGCGGCCGGCUGCGGGCGUGGGGUUGGGGCUGUCGCUGCUGGGGGGAGGGCACGUGGAGGAGGAUGCGACGCCGGGGCCUGAGAGUGCCGUGAAAAGGGUGGGGGUUGCGCGGGAGAGCAGUGUGGAGGAGGGAAGUCCGGAGAUGCUAAGGGUGGUGGAGGGGAAGGGGAAGAGGCCUAUUAGUGUGGAAGUGGAUGAAGAGGCGCAGAGGCGGAAGGGAUUAGGGAGUUUGAAGGCGGCGUGGGGGCGGGGUUCGAGUAUUUGGAAGAGUCGAGAGUCGAAAGCGUUCUUGUGAUCAGGGUUGGGUUUUGACCAAGUGAUUUAGAACAUGUUUGGAGGUGUUUCCUUUUCAUAAGCCGUGGUAUUUUCAUCUCUUGUAGUUGGAUACUCCGUAGCUUUCGUAGCUCAUGAUAUGCAAAACCAAAUCCUACCUUCUACCCAGAACGCCGUUCAUAAUGCAAUGUUGGCCCAAUGUCGUCUCCCACAACCUUGUUCACAACUGGAUAUCAUUGUUGAGCAGUCGCACCUCCUCACCUGGCUUGAAUGCCGGCAAGCCGAUGUAUGGGCA
Paraphaeosphaeria sporulosa is the source of this 4529-nucleotide messenger RNA. RefSeq lists its product as uncharacterized. The coding region runs from base 369 to 4256 and encodes 1295 amino acids. Gene Ontology annotation, cellular component: membrane. Gene Ontology annotation, molecular function: calcium ion binding. The transcript has a single exon. NCBI's taxonomy places the organism in Eukaryota, Fungi, Ascomycota, Dothideomycetes, Pleosporales, Didymosphaeriaceae. The record is from RefSeq and is a predicted model, not a curated record.